AACAACGUCCGAUCUGUUGUGAUGCGAAUUCAAAUUUAGUUCUUCCAAAUUGUAAACGGCUGGCCGAUUGCAGGCAAUCGUUGAUUCUGAUCCUCUUUGUGUUGCAAGUCGUGCUCUCGCCGGCUGUACUUAAUUUGUCGGUUCGUCUCUAGAAUUUACCAUGGCAGACAGAAACAGAAGAAAAUCAUCCAUUCUAAAGCUGCCAAAAUCUAAUGCUCGAGCCCCAUUGCAAGAUGUGAACACGUUGGAAGUUAAGACCACCCUGGAUGAUGAUCUUACCUCGCAUACUGCACUUGCACGGCGAAGAGUAAGCUUCGCCGGGAAAAAUUUUGUCAAAGAGUUCUGCUCCGAAGCUGAUAUAGUGUCAGUUUAUCAUGCUCCAGAAUAUGAGGAAUUGCUCGCCUCUGCUGAAUCGUCAGGAUUGGUGACCAGUGAUAGUUCAAAUACACACUCUAGCACCACAAUUAGUGAAAAUAACAGCACUUUUGGAUCAAGAGCACAACUUUCAGCCUCUAAAUCAGUGAGCAUCCAAGAUGAUUAUGACCCUUGUGAUGAAAUCAUGCUACAAUUUAAAGGAAAAAAGGGACCUCAGACUCAGGCCCAGAAACCUUCUGGUAAAACAAGACUCAGUUUUGGUGAUAUUUGCAUUCCAAAGUUUGAAUCAGAAGAUGCUCCACCUCCCGCUGUUGAGACAUCUACAAGAAACAUAAAAACUUGUUCAUCUCACAAGAAGGCGGAUGCUCAAGAAAAUUAUUUGAUGGCUGGAACUAAAACUUCGAAUCCUAUUUUGGGAGCACAUUUGUGUGUCAGGAGCAAAGUGUUCAAUUUGCUUCUCAAACUAUCAAUCAUUGUGUCCAAGAGCACCAAACUGUCAAUAAAAGACAGAACCGAGCUUCGAAGUGUCCUCAUUGGUUCUGGAGAAGAAAGAAAACCAGAAGUCAAGAGGUUUUUAUUUGAAGGAGGAGUAGCACAAUCAGAAUAUGAAGAUACUUCGCCUUCUUUGGUGGGAUCAUCAGUUCCGACCCCAACAAUGGAAAACUCUGUGUUUGUGAGCCAAACAAAUCUCGCUCAUUCUGCAUCAGAAGCACCUAAAAUAGGCAUUGAGCAUAUGAACAAUGUGGACUGUGGCCUUGGUGAUACUACCCAAUGCAUGAAUGAAUCUAUGGAUUUCACAAAAGCUGUCCCGGGAGUUAUUCACAUUGGAUGCUUGGAGAAUCCAGUGGCCGAUGACAAUAAAAUACAGCUUGAGCCCAUUAGACAGUCUUUGCCACAUUCCAAGACUCAGAUAAUGUGCACUUCAAUGGAAUUUACACAAGCGUUGCCAGGAAAUAUUCAGACUGAUUUUCAGCAUGGCAACAACCCCUUUCCAGAUAAAAGAGAGAAUGAAAUACGCUACAGCAACAAAGCCAAAAGUACCGCUACAAAGCCUUCAGGUCCAGUGCCAUCUGAAAUUCAAGUGGGCUUUCCAAUUGAUAGAAUUACAGGAGUUCUCCAAACAGAGAAGGAAGCAGUCAAUCAAACCAUAGCAAUGGAUAGUUCUAUGGAAAUGACAAAACCUUUGCCUUCCAAUAUCCAAGUAGGCUUUGCAUCCAAUGACAUUGGAAUUCUACCCAAGGAAGGUGGAAUGGCGAACUGCACUACGGCAAUGCAUACUUCGAUGGAAAUGACAAGACCUCUUCCUUCCAAUAUUCAAGUAGGCUUGGCGUCAAAUGAUAUGGCUGGAUUUCUACACAAGGAUGGUGGAGUGGCCAACUGCACUGUGGCCAUGCAUACUUCGAUGGAAAUGACAAGACCUCUUCCUUCCAAUAUUCAAGUAGGCUUGGCAGCAAAUGAUAUGGCUGGAAUUCCUUACAAGGAAAUUGGUAUGGUCAACCAUACCAUUGCAAUGGAUACUUCAAUGGAAAUGACGAAACCUCUUCCUACGAAUAUCCAAGUAGGCUUGGCAUCAAACAAUAUGGCUGGAAUUCUGCACAAGGAAGGUGUAAUGGCCAACUGCACUACGGCAAUGCAUACUUCGAUGGAAAUGACAAGACCUCUUCCUUCCAAUAUUCAAGUAGGCUUGACGUCAAACAAUGUGGCUGGAAUUCUGCACAAGGAAGGUGGAAUGGUCAACUGCACUACGGCAAUUCAUACUUCGAUGGAAAUGACAAAACCUCUUCCUUCGAAUAUCCAAGUAGGCUUGGCGUCAAAUGAUAUGGCUGGAAUUCUGCACAAGGAAGGUGGAAUGGCCAACUGCACUACGGCAAUGCAUACUUCGAUGGAAAUGACCAAACCUCUUCCUUCCAAUAUUCAAGUAGGCUUGGCAGCAAAUGAUAUGUCUGGAAUUCCAAACAAGGAAAUUGGUAUGGCCAAUGAUACCAUUGCAAUGGAUACUUCAAUGGAAAUGACAAAACCACUUCCCUCCAAUAUCCAAAUAGGCUUGGCGUCAAACAAUGUGGCUAGAAUUCCUCACAAGCAAAGUGGUAUGGCCAACCACACUGUUGCAAUGGAUACUUCGAUGGAAAUGACAAAACCACUUCCUUCCAAUAUCCAGGUAGGCUUUGUGUCAAAUGAUUUGGCUGGAAUUACUUUCAAUGAAGACGGUGUAGCAAAACCCUCUACCAGUUUCAAAGAAGAAUUUGAUAAGGAUCAAAAAGUUCAGAGCAAUUUUCUGCAAGGAAGUGUUACUAUACAUUCAUCAGACGCUCACGAACUGCCAAUGGGACACCCUUCUUUCGAAAUUGAAGACAGCUUUGUCCUGCCUGCCGACCCUUUCAAGUCCAAGCCUCUUCUUAAUUCCUCCCCUCCUAGGCAAAGUGGAAUUGAAGCUUAUCAAAGCUUAUCAAAGAAAGUUGCUGUUUCAUCUCAGGUUGGAGUGGAACACACUCAAAGCGGUAUGGGUUUGUCUAGUAUGUCUGACAUUAUUAGCCCAGUACCCAAUGAGCUCCAAGAGAAGCCUUUGUCUAAUACACGCAUUGGCGCCGAUCCUUUUAAGUCCAAAGUUAUUUCCAUUCUCCCCCACUCUGUACAAGCUGCUGUGGAAGAAGUGAGGAGCCUUGAAGUGCCUCUGAGGACAACUGCAAAUACUGAAUUGUCUCCAAGAACAAAAUCUCAUUUCUCUGUUUCAAAAUCUCCCAACAGUAUUGCUUUGAAGGCAGUCAGUGGGUCUCCAAUAGCCUCAACAAAAACUGAACAUCCAACUCCAUUCUUGGAUGUUUCCAAUCCAUUCAAAUCUAAAUCACGCCUUAUGAAUUCCCCAAUUAAACAUAGUAAUGAGUUGUCAGUUCAUGUAUCACCGAGCAACAAAGAAGCUGAUGGGCCAAAUUCUGAAGUAAGAAAUGAUGGUGCCAUGCAGCCCACCACAGCAACCCUCCUUGGUGACAUGAGUAGUCAUCAUCUUAUGAUAUCAGAUGAGCCUGAUCCAUUCCAAGAUGUUCCAAGUGUCAACAUGGAAAUUUCAGCCAGCAUCAACGAUUCUGGAGCAAAUCUGCUGCACACCACCAUUAAGAAUGCAGAAUUGACUCUGCAGCAAAUGCAUAGCCCUGAUUUGGAAGAAAUGCAGCCAAUUUCAAGAAACAAGGAAAAUAGUUAUUUGGUCAAAGCACUUGAAGAUAUGGAUUGUGAUCCUUUCCCGUCUGAAGGGGCUAGUUCGGCACUAUUGCCUUCCAAUGAAGCGAACUCUUGUCUCAGUCAUCAAAUUGCAAGUCCGGAAGAUGAAGGAAGUAUCAACAAAAAAUCAACAAGGGAUGACACUGACAAAAUUGAAGGCAUACAAACUGCCAAACGUUCCAGAGAUCAUAGUUUAGAUUGUAGAGGAGUCGAUCCUAAUACUUCAGAUGAAAGUUCAUCAUCUAAACGAUUGUGCAAAUAUAGACCUGUUGCUGUGAGUAAGGAGUGCAAAGAAACUUUUAAUGGCACCUUUGGCUCCGAUCUGUCAGAAAAAAUGUCUAGCAGUUCCAGUUCUAAUCAAAAUUGUAGCAAUACGUCAUCAGAUGAGCAUUUUCGAUCUGUUGAUGAUAUUGUUUCGAAUCCCAAGUUGUGGAUUGCAAUGAAAAAGGGGGAAGACUUGUGGUCUUUCAGUUUUACUCACAUGUGUUUUGAGCUGGAAGUUCAUCUCAAGAUGUCUUCUACCGCUGAAGGGAUUGUAGAAGGCAGCCAUGGACGUUUCCUUUGGAAUGUUUCAGAUUCUACAAAACCCAUUAUACGCUGGGGAAUGAAAAUAUUAAUGGAUAAACUGGAUACAAAAGAGUGGGAUUCUCUCUUGUACCAUUCUCCAAAUUUUCUCAACACAAUGCAAAAGCUAAGAAGCACUGUUAUUGACAUCAAGAGUUUCCUUGCAGAAGCUAUUGCUCAAGAGGGAUUGCUAAACUUAGAAUACACACCGAACAGCUUCUCAACGCUUAUAAUGAGUUUUAAAUUGCACUUGUGCUUUCAAGUGACUGUAGAGCUUGACCUUUUGGAGAGAUUCACUCCAGACCAUAUUACAGUGUUAAACAUUUUUGGAAAAGUAAGGGAACAGGAGGUGAAAAAUCUUGUCACAGGGGUCAAGAAGGAUAAAUUUUUUGUACGCAAUUACAUAAGAGAUAUUAAGGAUUAUGUUGUCACACUGGAAAGCUUUUGUAAAUAGAAGUUGUGUUACGUGAAUUUGACUUAAGAUCUCAAUACAGCCUUUACAGUUCAGACAGUAUUGGGCCCUUGUUAUCCUAUGUAUUUUAAAUUUCUUUCUUUCUUAAAUCGAAUUAUAUGCACCAUGUAUAUAGUGUAAUUUUAAACAGAAAAUAUGUUGAGCAGUUGAUUUUUUUGAUGCUAUUUUGUAUUCAGUCUGAACAGUUUUGGAGCUUGGUUACAAUGCAUGAUAAGUGACGUCAUAAUUGAAAUAUAAUUUAUUUGUUUUUUACUUA
Molecule: messenger RNA, 4880 nt
Organism: Thrips palmi
Lineage: Eukaryota; Metazoa; Arthropoda; Insecta; Thysanoptera; Thripidae
Source: RefSeq, a predicted model, not a curated record